Nematostella vectensis (starlet sea anemone) is the source of this 4394-nucleotide messenger RNA. Its product is annotated as galanin receptor 2a. Gene Ontology annotation, molecular function: G protein-coupled receptor activity. The record is from RefSeq and is a predicted model, not a curated record. Gene Ontology annotation, biological process: G protein-coupled receptor signaling pathway. Gene Ontology annotation, cellular component: membrane. Bases 1624 to 2640 code for a protein of 338 amino acids. The transcript has a single exon. NCBI's taxonomy places the organism in Eukaryota, Metazoa, Cnidaria, Anthozoa, Actiniaria, Edwardsiidae.
GGUGUUGAUUUGCUACUGACAUCUAGUAUAAAAGCAUUUCAUGUCUCGUGGCGGUGUUAAUUUUCUAAGAAAGUUAAAUAAUAAUCUCUCGUGUUCUAUGGAAUUUAGGACACUCAUUAACAAAAAUCUGCUCGUGCUAACGCACUCGCUGAUUUUUGUUAAUUCGUGCCCUAAAUACCAUAGAACACUCGCGUCCAUUAUCUAACCCUAACGCACUCGCUGAUUUUUGUUAAUUCGUGCCCUAAAUCCCAUAGAACACUCGCGUCCAUUAUCUAACCCUAACGCACUCGCUGAUUUUUGUUAAUUCGUGCCCUAAAUACCAUAGAACACUCGCGUGCAUUAUCUACCCCUUACAUAGGCACUAGUAUCGAUCCUCGAGAGGCAACUGUACAGCUCUGGCUAUAGGCCCUUAUCGUUGUUUUCAACCACGACCUGGCGAUACAUGUAUGAGGACGAAAUAUCAAAAUAACCUUCUGAAAAAAUCAUGCUUUAUUUACCAAAUUCAAUCUAAAAUAUCACAACAGCUUUGUCAAAUUGGUUGCUCAUAAUUUGCUAGGGUGGUAAAGAGAUAUAGAAAUAUGACAGAGAUAUACCCACGAUACUUGGCGAAAUUUAUUUGAAUGAUUGAUUUUUUUCACUUAUUUGUAUUUCUGGUGCUAUAUUAAAAAUUUUAAAAACGAAUAUUUGAUGUUUUUUUUAUUGUUUCUAUGUGACCAAGCACCGAAAUAAAAAAAUUCCCAGUUUAAACCUUAGCGUUUAUGCCAAAAACUGCUACCAAAAAAAAUAUUUCAAAACACAGAGAAACAAUAACUUUUUAAAAGCAUCAGCAACAACAAAAUAAACAUUUUUAAUGAGCCUUUCAUUUCAAAUUAUCAAACAAUUAAGGGUUUUCGAAACGUUUUACACACAUUUAUUUGCUGAUUUGGUUCACACUUCACACAAAAUUCAAUCAAACUUUGUCAAGUGCAACACAACAUCAUUACUGUAGCUUUGUAAAACAACAGUUUUCUACUAUUUAAUAUUAUUAGAGUAUUGUUUUCGUAGGUGUUUGAAGGUGGCCAGAAUAUGAAAAUAAAGUAAUACAGGUCUUUUGAAAUAAUAUUAUUAUCUUACAGCCGAAUUCAAAGUUUUGCUUCCGCCCAGAAUUAAAUUCCUUGUUUCUUGUUUGCGAAUAAUGUAUAGUCAAUCAAAGCAAACAAGCAGGGCAAUAAAUCAACACAAAGGUUGAUAAAAUGGUAUGUUUACGGUGACAUGUCGAGCAGUAGCCCUUCGCCAGAUCCAAAGAGACUGGACAACAAGCAGACAUCUUUUACAAAGUUCGAUUUACUAAGAGGUAUUCCUUAAAGAGACAAGGGCAAACACACCCUAGCCAACCUUCCAAUCACGCGCGCUUCUUUGUUUUUACCGUUUCUAAUCAUGCGGGGUUUCCUUAAAGAGAUGCUCAUUAAUCAACGGUGAUCAAUUGAAGGCAAAAUUAUCGAUUAAGCUAUAAAACAGUUUAUUCAACUGUACAUUACUUAUCUCCUAUGGUACAAUCGUCUUGAACCUUCAAUCUUAAGUCAUCCUCAAUCUUAAGUCUUCUUCAAUCAUCUUCAAUCUUCAGUUACUAUUGAGAAACCAAAAAUGGCUUUCCCUCAUGUGUUCUGUACUAAUGAGACUGCUCCCUCGGCUCUCCCAUUUGUAACUGGCGGGAUUUCUCUAUUGCUCUUCCUUCUCGUCGUGCCAGGGAAUUUUCUAAUCCUCCUGGCUAUCUACAAAGACCCAAACCGAGAACUUCGCAAGAACCCUUUCAACCUCUUCGUGGGAAACUUGGCAACGGCGGACCUCUUAGUUGGAUUACUGGUACUCCCCAUCUCGGCGGCAGUUCACAUUCGCGAAGGACUCUUCAUUCUACCGAUCAUCUCUCAGAUAUUAGCGAUUCAUAUGUCUUAUUUCGUAGCUUGCACGGCCUCCUUGCUCAGCCUCGCCGCCUUGACGUUAGACCGUCAUAUCGCGGUCAUGUACCCCUUGUACUACCGUACGGCGCUGAACCCAAGGCGAGCUUUUGUCGCGUCCGCCCUCAUUUGGGCUCUCUCGAUAUCGCUUACAUUUACUUAUCUCAAAGUUGGUUCAAAUAUCUUUGCGUUCGUUUUUGCCAAUAUCUCUAUCGCCGUGUCUUUGUUCUUUCUAUUUUCUUGCCUUUACAUAACAAGAAGGGUUGGAAGAAGAGAUGUCAUUCUGGAAAAUUCUUCAUGCCCUGUGAACAGAUGUGGCAGAAGGCGUCACAGUAAACUCCAGACGCGGACUACUAGAGUGUUCAGCUUUGUUCUAAUCACCUAUAUUCUUUGCUACGGGCCCUCUUGUGUGCUUAUCUAUCUGAUGAAUUUUUGUGUUCGAUGUAGCUGCGCGCAGAUUCACUGGUUUCGGGACUUGCAAUUUUUGUUUGUACUCGUGAAUAGUUGCACAAAUCCGAUUUUAUAUUCAUGGAGAUUAAAAACUUUCCGAAAUGCAUUGAAGAAGCUUCUAGGAAUUAAGUCAACAAGGCAAAGUUCCAGCUCUUCCACCUCAAGCAAUAUUUGCCAGCAGCCAUCGAACUCGAUAGCUGAAGUGAGAAGUUACCAAAAUGACGCCAUUGAACUUGUGAGCUUUAAAACUCUUUAAAACAGUAAACAAGAGACCUGUUAAAAGUUACGGAAAAUCGAAAGAUGACACAGUUCUCGAUAUAGAGUAAACAUUUUGCAAUUCAAAUAGAUCAGCUAACCUCGAUAUUGAAAAGGUGAUAAGUGCUUAACGGGAAGUUGUUUGUUUUUUUUUCGAGUAUUUUAAAAAUAAUUGUCCAUGUCCACAUUUGCAAACAAGAACUGAUUGAACUGAUUUAUUAAUAAGAUGAGAACUACGUGAGUAAAUAAGUUGAUUUAGAUUUACUGCAGUUGCUUCCGCUUUUGCAAUAUUGUCGAGUACACUUUUAUGCAUAUGAAUAAAUACAUUACGAUAUGAGAUUGUCUUUGCAAAUUACCCUACAGAAUUCGAAAUGAGGAAAAACUUUCUAAAAAACAAGAACAAAAUGUUUUAUUUUCUAGAGUCGCGUGUAUCUAGAAAAUUCAAGCGUUUCAUAUUUGUGUUACUGUUGUAAGGAUCUGUGGCCGAUUUCUUAGAAUCUGGUUAUUUUUUCCCUAGAAUAAACUUCGGGAUAAAAUUUGUUUUCGAAAGGAUGGCUAACUUACGGUUAAUAUACCGUCCCCAAUGCCAAUCCGGAUUCACGGGCCGUUGUGGGAUGAGCGAGUUAAGUCUGCGGGGUUUUACGACUAUUCCUACCGGUCAGUCAGCAAAUUAAAGCCUGCAUUGUGGUAGUUUAGUUUCCCUAGAGAGGCUUCAAAUCAUCUCUAUGAGACGUUCUUAUAAAUAAAAGAGUGAAUAUCACUUGACACCCGUGAUCGCUCGUAAUCAAUUACAUUCUUAACGGUCACCAAGAAGUUCUAAGAACGGCCAUUAGAUAUUUAACGGAAGAAUUCCCACGCAAUCCCACACACAGAAAAAAAAAAACAGAAUAUAUCCUGUGUAGAAAUCUAGCCGAAAAAUAUUAAACACAAUAUUAGCCCCUCCCCACAUCAAAUUACAUACUACAAAUUUGUAGGCAAUAACAAUCUUAAGUUAUACAGAAAAAAGGAAGAAAUGAUUUUUGCGUUUCAGACUGACAUAAGUCACCAAGAAGUUCUAAGGACGGCCAUUAGAUAUUUAACGGAAGAAUUCCCACGCAAUCCCACACAGAAAAGAACACAGAAUAUAUCCUGUGUAGAAAUCUAGCCGAAAAAUAUUAAACACAAUAUUAGCCCCUCCCCACAUCAAAUUACAUACUACAAAUUUGUAGGCAAUAACAAUCUUAAGUUAUACAGAAAAAAGGAAGAAAUGAUGUUUGCUUUUCAGACUGACAGAGUCUAUUUCUCAUCUGCUGUUUAAUAACCGUGUCCCUAGUGUAGAAUGAAAUGCCUUUCGUUGCGGAACUCGACCCAUUUGAAAAUAUGCAUUUGAAAAGGCAAUGGGUGUUAUAAAGAAAUCAAGUGCAUGAAUAUCCUUGGGAUGUUUCUAAGUAUAUCCAACAAACGAACAAAAAAAGCUUGCUUAAAUAGCACCAAAUAAGCGCGCAAACAGGAUGCGGUUAUGCUAAUGCAUCAAGUUUGUAUUAUACUUUUACCGCGGGCUCCAGUGGUUUUUGCUUUUGUCAUUUUCGUUCAUCUGUUCAUUUGAUAACAAGUUGUUGUUCUCAGAUUAAUUGUAAAUGUACCGGUGUUUGAUGCUCGGAUUAAUUUUAAAUGUACCGGUGUUUGAAGGAGUUUUCGCCCGGUUGUACUAAGAAAACACAAGGAAAUAUGACAGAGAAUGAAGCCACAAAUCUAAGAGGAAGGGGCUAAGAUUUC